AUGGCAGACCCAGCACGAUACUUUCCAAAUGAUAGCCACCUUGUUGGUGACUCGGCUUAUCCAAUCCAUCCCUGUAUAAUGGUGCCUUAUAAGGACAAUGGUCACUUGACAUCACUACAGAAAAACUAUAAUUUUUGUCUAUCAUCUGCCAGAACAUCGAUUGAGAGAGCAUUUGGUGUGUGGAAAAAUCGCUGGAGGAGAAUUCUUGACAGACUUCCCAUGGUCACGAUGGAACAAAUACCUGAAUACCUAUUAGCAGUUGCAGUAUUGCAUAAUAUUUGCAUUCAAAGAGAUGACUUGUUUGUUCUUAGUGAACCACAAAUUAUAAAUGAUACCCCUCUUGUCCAGCAAAGAGACAUGCUAAUAGAUGAUGCCACAAGGAGAGCUGCAGGUAGUGCAAAGAGAGACCGCAUUAUGAAGGAACUUUCUGUUAGAAACAUUUAUAAGUGA
Molecule: messenger RNA, 450 nt
Organism: Acanthoscelides obtectus
Lineage: Eukaryota; Metazoa; Arthropoda; Insecta; Coleoptera; Chrysomelidae
Source: the annotation of a GenBank genome assembly